AUGCAACAGCCGCGCUGGAACCCGUCAGUGAACGCCGCCUCGAAAGCCAAGCCUGCCGCCGAGCCAAUGACGGUGGGACGCGGUCGAGCAGCGUCGAUGGCCACCGGUGACCAUCGCUCGCACACAAGCCAAGAGCAAGCGCUAGCAGCCUUGCGCGCUGUGUACGAGGCGCACCUUGCGGUGCUUGAAGACAAGUUGAAAGCAGAGCAUGAAGCGGCGGUUCUGGCGCUCGAGUCCCGCUUGCGGCGCGAGCAUUCCAAGAAGCUCAUGGCGCUGGCUGCCAACUGUAGCCAGGUCACGAUGCAGCGCGACCAGUACCAGAAGCGAGAAGAAGCCUACGUGCGCCGGAUCGUAGAGCUCGAGUUCAAAAGUACCGUCCAGCGCGAGGCCAUCAAGCAUCUCCAGCGCACCCUUGACCAGAUCCAAGCGAUGUCGAGUUCGUAG
Molecule: messenger RNA, 444 nt
Organism: Saprolegnia diclina VS20
Lineage: Eukaryota; Oomycota; Saprolegniomycetes; Saprolegniales; Saprolegniaceae
Exons: 1
Coding region: 1-444 (147 amino acids)
Source: RefSeq, a predicted model, not a curated record